This is a messenger RNA of Humulus lupulus (European hop), 1497 nucleotides long. RefSeq names its product probable purine permease 10. NCBI's taxonomy places the organism in Eukaryota, Viridiplantae, Streptophyta, Magnoliopsida, Rosales, Cannabaceae. Bases 104 to 1267 code for a protein of 387 amino acids. Gene Ontology annotation, molecular function: purine nucleoside transmembrane transporter activity. The record is from RefSeq and is a predicted model, not a curated record. Gene Ontology annotation, cellular component: membrane. The transcript has 2 exons.
GAUAUUGAUGAUAUUUAAUGCCAUCAUAUCUAUAGUAUUACCUAAUACAAUUAAGGAAUAGUUCUCUCUCUCUCUCUCUCACACAGUUUGUUCAUCUUUUGACAUGGAAGAGGUUCAAGAAACUCAACUCAGCAUCAAGGUUCAAGAAGCCAAGGAAGGAGAAUCUCAUGGCUAUGAAAAUGAAUCAAACCAGCCAAUUAGUCCUCAAACCAGAAAACUUACACUUUGGAUUCGAAUUGGGAUUUAUUCAUUCCUUGUUCUCUCUGGCCAGGCAGUAGCAACCUUAUUACUGAGAUUGUACUAUGAAAGAGGUGGAAAGAGCAAAUGGAUGGCUGCAAUUGUUCAGCUAGCAGGCUUUCCAAUCCUUCUCCCUUACUAUUUCUUCCCAAAUAACAUGUGUAAAACCAAAACCAAUCACAGCAGCACUACUACUACUACUACUAGUACUCAUUCUACUCAAUCAAACAAACCAUCUAUCUUAGUUGUUGCCUCACUUUACUUGGUUCUUGGCCUAUUCAUAGCAGCAAAUUGUUAUCUCUUCUCUGUUGGUCUCAUGUACCUUCCAGUAUCAACUUACUCAAUCAUAAGUGCAUCCCAACUGGCCUUCAAUGCCUUCUUCUCUUUCUUUCUCAACUCACAGAAGUUCACUCUUUACAUAAUCAACUCCCUAGUGCUUCUCACCAUCUCUUCUGUUCUGCUCGUUUUCGAACCCGGUUCUCAAAAAUCUUCUUCCAAAGUCUCAAGAUGGAAGUAUGCAGUUGGGUUUGUUUGCACUGUGGGUGGCUCUGCAGGGUAUGGAUUGCUUCUCUCCUUGAAUCAGUUGCUCAUGAACAAAGUUCUUAAGAAGGAGAGCUUUUCAGUGAUAGUGGAUGUCUUGGUAUUUGAAUUACUUGUGGCAAGCGUUGCACUUCUUGUGGGACUUUUUGCAAGCAGUGAGUGGGCAACUCUGAGGGAAGAAAUGAAUGAGUUUGAACUUGGGAAAGUUUCAUAUGUGAUGACAUUGUCAUGGAUAGCCAUAACAUGGCAAGCUUUCUACAUUGGGACAGUGGGUUUAAUACUAGAGGUCUCUUCUCUCUUCUCCAAUGCAUUAAGUGUUUUGGGUUUGCUCAUUAUCCCAGUUUUGGCAGUGUUUUUGUUCCAGGAAAAGAUGGAUGGGAUCAAGGUUAUGUCUAUGGUUUUGGCUAUUUGGGGCUUUUUUUCAUAUGCUUAUCAGAACUAUCUUGACAGUCACAGUUCCAAGAAUGACACCCCAAUAAGCAAUGACUAGUUUGUUUUCUAAGAGGGUUUUAUGUACAUGUAAAAGAAAGAGAAAAAUCAAAUAAAAGAUUAGAUGGGUUGUUACUCACAUGAUAAAAUUUCUCAUUAGUAAAUUAUAGUCAUUGUAAAAUAUGUAUUUAUUUAUUUAUGCUCAUAUAAUUGUUUUGUAGAGACUAUUGAUGUUUUUGGAAGCAAAGCAUCAUUAUGUACAAAAGUUAUAUUUUUUGUAGGGAAAAUUUG